AUGUCUGACGAGGAGCACCAGUUCGAAUCCAAGGCCGAUGCUGGGGCUUCCAAGACCUACCCUCAGCUCAGCAGGCUGCAUGGUCAUGCAAAGUGCCACUUUUUUGCAAUUGAUAUUUUUAAUGGAAAGAAACUUGAAGAUAUUGUUCCUUCAUCCCACAACUGUGAUGUUCCUCAUGUCAACCGUACCGACUACCAGCUGAUUGAUAUCUCUGAAGAUGGUUUUGUGAGUCUUUUAACUGAAAAUGGAAACACCAAGGAUGAUCUGAGGCUUCCCACCGAUGAAAGUCUGCUUAGCCAGAUUAAAGAUGGGUUUGCUGAUGGAAAGGAUCUUGUGGUGACUGUCAUGUCUGCAAUGGGAGAGGAGCAGAUCUGUGCCCUCAAGGAUAUUGGUCCUAAGAACUAA
This is a messenger RNA of Prunus armeniaca (apricot), 405 nucleotides long. The record is from the annotation of a GenBank genome assembly. NCBI's taxonomy places the organism in Eukaryota, Viridiplantae, Streptophyta, Magnoliopsida, Rosales, Rosaceae.